Molecule: messenger RNA, 879 nt
Organism: Poecilia latipinna (sailfin molly)
Lineage: Eukaryota; Metazoa; Chordata; Actinopteri; Cyprinodontiformes; Poeciliidae
Gene: tomm22
Product: translocase of outer mitochondrial membrane 22 homolog (yeast)
Exons: 4
Coding region: 240-641 (133 amino acids)
Biological process (GO): intracellular protein transport
Cellular component (GO): mitochondrial outer membrane
Source: RefSeq, a predicted model, not a curated record
CGUUUUCUCCAAACUGACCCCUGCCCUUCCACCGUCAUGCGACCCUGACGAGUCUCACGUUUUUCCGUAUGUGACCUCGGAGUGUCGGUGCUCAGAUUCGCCUUAAUCUGAAUGAAAAAACUCUGGAAAUUGUUUGGAAAAACUAAUUUAUUGAAAACCGCCCCGCGGCUGCCAGAGAAUCGUUGGCCGUACUUCAGUGAGGUUAGCCGGGCUACCACCAGGGGAGGUGAAGAGGAAACAUGGCUUCCGUGGAAGAACUGUCCCCGGCGUCAGGCCCGGUGUCUGCUCGGCUUCGAGAAGAUGAAAUAGACGACGAUGAAGAUGAAGAUCUGGAUGAGACCCUGGUGGAGAGGUUGUGGGGUCUGACCGAGAUGUUCCCGGACACAGUGAGGACAGCUGCGGAGACCUCCGCGCAGUGCUCGGUCUCCGUGUUAAAGAAGUUUUACAGCUUUUCCCGCUCGGCGCUGUGGGUGGGGACGACCUCCUUCAUGAUCCUGGUGCUGCCGGUGGUGUUCGAGACGGAGCGGCUUCAGCUGGAGCAGCAGCAGCUGCAGCAGCAGAGACAGAUCCUGUUAGGACCCAACACUGCGAUGUCGGGCGGGAUGCCCGGCAUGAUGCCUGCUGCACCUGGCAAGGUGUGAGGACCAGGAGGAAUCUGGGGAAAUCUGCCUAGCAACAGCGCUCUGAUUCGCCUCUCUCCUUGUGCUCAACGUCAUGCAGAGACUGUAAUCCAGGAGCAGCUAUCGCUUCUGUCAACUCGUUUGUUUUUUUAGAGAAAUACUGAAAGUAAAUGUUUGUUGGAUCAGAGUCAGGAAGGUUGUGGACGUUGUCUGAAGUCUGAUCAGUGGUUCUGUCCUGGUAGGUAGAAACGUUGUGUUG